AUGACAGGUGAUAUUUUUAUAAACUGGAUAAAACAAUUAGACCUCUCUUUUAAAAAACAGAAUAGGAACAUUUUACUGUUUGUAGAUAACUGUCCUGCACAUCCUACUAAUAUUCCACUUGAAAACAUAAAACUUGUUUUUUUACCCCCAAACGCAACAGCCAAAUUACAGCCUCUGGAUCAAGGAAUUAUCAAGGUUUUAAAACAAAAAUAUCGAAAAAAAUUGGUUUUACGAUACUUGAAAGAAAUGGAAAGUAAAAAUCCCCCGAAAAAACUUGACGUACUCGAUGCAUUACACUACGUAUCUGCAGCAUGGGAUGAAAUUACGGCUGAUGUCAUUAAAAAUUGUUUUCGAAAAGCAAAAUUUGUUGAAGGUGAUUACAGUGCCGUGGAGAAAAGCAGCGAAGAUUUUCAAGAAUUGGAGGAGUUUCCAGGAUAUGCAGAAAUUGACGAGGACGUCGCCACAAGUAAGUUAUAUUACUGGAAUUUGAUUGAAAAGUAUGCUGCUGGAUCCUAA
Molecule: messenger RNA, 516 nt
Organism: Rhopalosiphum padi (bird cherry-oat aphid)
Lineage: Eukaryota; Metazoa; Arthropoda; Insecta; Hemiptera; Aphididae
Product: tigger transposable element-derived protein 6-like
Exons: 1
Coding region: 1-516 (171 amino acids)
Cellular component (GO): nucleus
Molecular function (GO): DNA binding
Source: RefSeq, a predicted model, not a curated record